Messenger RNA from Ziziphus jujuba (common jujube), 1754 nucleotides. RefSeq names its product transcription termination factor MTERF9, chloroplastic. The transcript has a single exon. Gene Ontology annotation, molecular function: double-stranded DNA binding. Gene Ontology annotation, cellular component: chloroplast. Bases 319 to 1467 code for a protein of 382 amino acids. Lineage: Eukaryota; Viridiplantae; Streptophyta; Magnoliopsida; Rosales; Rhamnaceae. The record is from RefSeq and is a predicted model, not a curated record. Gene Ontology annotation, biological process: regulation of DNA-templated transcription; chloroplast organization.
UCAAAGGGCCUACCCUUCGCCAUUUUAAAAUCUACAUCAGUAUACUCGCUUUCUAUUCUUUGCCUCUCCUUUCAUACAAGGCCAAGCAUUUUUACUCGUAGGCUAUUCAUUGCGCCUCACAGAAUAAAAGCUCCGGGCUUUAAUGGUUUCGAUCAAGUUAUUUGCAGCUGCUUUCAUUCUAUCGCAAAGAACAAUUCAAAUAAGAGCUUCGUUUUAAUCAAUUCCCAGUUUUCCGUUUUCCCUGCUUUCGCGCUUUGAUGGUUGAAAAUCCUUUCUGGGUCAGUGUUAGUGUUUCCUCUGCAUUUCUUUACCAUUGACAUGAAAUCCGGAGUUAAUGCUCUAAUCAAACUCCGCUCUGUUCUUUUCCCAGUUUCGUCGCACUUGUUCUCUUUGCCCAAAUACCCAGUUCAGAGAACUUAUGCAAUUCCCACGUUCACCACCUGUUCGACAUAUUGUGUAACUGAGGAAGAGAGCCCAAGGGAAGAAGAUGGGAAUCAACCGAGUGACUCUACAGAGAUUCUUAAGAGAUGGGGUUGCAAUGAUAAUGAUUUGUCGAUGAUAUUCAUGCGCAGACCUUCUUUGCGGAAUGCUGAUUUGAACAGUCUUCAAUUUAAGCUCAAGAUUCUCAGUGGGUUGGGAAUCUCUGCUCCUGACCUUGUGAAGAUCAUCAACUGUCGUCCUAGAUUCCUCAGUUGUCGGAUAAACCGUUGUCUUGAUGAGCGGCUUCAGUUUUUUAUGACGAUUUUUGGGUCCAAGGAAGUUCUUGUGAAAGCCCUUGUUAGGAAUCCUUCUCUAUUCACUUAUGACUUCCACAAGACAAUCAAGCCCGCCAUUGCUUUGUAUGAAGAAAUGGGUUUGAGCAGAGAGGAUUUGAUCACAAUGCUUCUCUCGCGUCCAACAAUGAUAGCAAGAACUUCUUUUGGUGAUGAAAAGAUGGAAUAUAUACGCAAAACCAAGCUUUCCAAGGAUUCAAAGAUGUACAAGUACGUUGUUACUCUCAUUGGUAUAUCCAGGUCUGAAACAAUUGGUCGAAAACUAGCAAAUUUUGAGAAAUUUGGGUUCUCAGAAGAUGAGGUUUUUGGUCUUUUUGGACGUUCUCCAUUUGUGCUUACACUUUCUGUGGAUAAAGUUCAGAGGAAUAUGACUUUCAUUAUUGGAACAAUGAAGCUUCCUGCUAAAGUGGUACUUGAACAUCCAUUUUUGCUGUACACUAAUUUGGAGGCUGGGCUUAGACCCAGAAUACUUCUUGCAGCAAAGUUGCAGGAAAUGGGUCUUGACUUGCAGAUUAAAGGACCCGAAUUGCUGAAGGCUUUGAGGAUGAAGGAGAAGAGGUUUUUGGAAGCGUUUAUUACUUGUCAUCCAAAGGAAAUUGCUGAUGAAUUGAUGGCGUGUUACAUGAAUGCAAAGAGGGUAAAACGAUUGGCAAUAGAAUCAAAGAAGAACAGCCGUGAUGGGUUUCCUUUUUGAUUAUCUUUUUGUUGGCUUAUUAACCGGGAAAACAUCUUUGUCUCAAUCUUUCAUUUCAUUUUCUUAAUACAUUUUCCAGAUUCGCCUGAAUAAUCAGGUUUGGCCCUUGUUGUAUCCAUUUGUAAUGAGUGGUUUAAAAUGGUUAUUUAUGGUCACAAAGGGUAGUAACAACGCAGACUAAAAGGUCAAUCAUACAGACUUCUUGUGCUCUUGAGAUUAUCGUGACUCUGUAAUAUUCAUUAAUUUGAAGUAUAAACUUUGGUAAUUUCUAAAUCACAAUCCUCUUA